Messenger RNA from Equus quagga, 1913 nucleotides. It is a transcript of the gene ANKRD16, whose product is annotated as ankyrin repeat domain 16. The record is from RefSeq and is a predicted model, not a curated record. The transcript is spliced from 7 exons. NCBI's taxonomy places the organism in Eukaryota, Metazoa, Chordata, Mammalia, Perissodactyla, Equidae. Gene Ontology annotation, molecular function: protein binding. Bases 412 to 1494 code for a protein of 360 amino acids.
CUUUCCCAGAGUUCCUCCCAGCUCCCAGGGACCCGCGGAGGGGCCGCGGCGGGGCGGGGACUGGCUCGGCUGGGGGAGCGAGGGGCGGGCCCGCGGCCGCCUGGUGGCGAGGACCCGCGGCGGCCUCCGCGGAGUCGCGGUCCAGCCAGCCCGGAUCGGCGCCCCUCGCCGGUGCAGGGCCCCGCCGGCCUGCUCCUCCCGGGCGGCGCGCGCCUCUCCUGGCGGCGGCAUCACCCCACUGCCUCCCGUUCCGCCCCAAAACGAGACCAGUGCUGGCGCCCCUGAAGCGCGCGUCCGCGGCAGCCCGCGGCCCGCUGGAGGCCUGACCCCCGGGCUCAGGGAAGCACGGCCUCUCCCCACGCCGGGCCUGGGGGUCCCGGUGUGCCCCAACGCGGGGCCGGGGCUGGGCCCAUGGCGGACCCGCGGCGGCUCUGCAGGCUGGUGCAGGAGGGUCGGCUGGGCGCCCUGCGGGAGGAGCUACGGGGCGCGGGGCCCGCCCUCUGCCCGGGCCCGGCCGGGGACACCCUCCUGCACUGCGCCGCCCGCCACGGGCGUCGGGACGUGCUGGCCUACCUGGUCGAGGCCUGGGACAUGGACAUCGAGGCCGCCAACCGAGACUACAAGCGGCCUCUGCACGAGGCUGCCUCCAUGGGCCACCGGGACUGCGUGCAGUACCUGCUGGGCCGGGGAGCCGCGGUCGACUGCCUGAAGAAGGCCGACUGGACUCCUCUGAUGAUGGCCUGCACAAGGAAGAAUCUCGGGGUGAUCCAGGACCUUGUGGAACAUGGUGCCAAUCCGCUUCUGAAGAACAAAGACGGCUGGAACAGUUUCCACAUUGCCAGCCGAGAAGGCGACCCCCUGAUCCUCCAGUACUUGCUCGCUGUCUGCCCGGCUGCCUGGAAGACAGAGAGCAAAAUUGGGAGAACUCCUCUGCACACCGCAGCGAUGCAUGGCUGUUUAGAGGCAGUACAGGUGCUUCUUCGAAGGUGCCAGUAUGAACCCAACUGCAGAGACAAGUGUGGACUCACACCCUUUAUGGACGCGAUUCAGUGUGGUCACAUCAACGUAGCAAGGCUGCUCCUGGAAAAACAUAAGGCUUGCGUUUCUGCUGAGGAUUCCCUGGGGGCCCAGGCUAUCCACAGGGCAGCAGUCACCGGGCAGAACGAAGCCAUCCGGUUCUUGGUCUCUGAACUUGGUGUUGACGUAGAUGUGAGAGCAGCAUCGACCCGCCUCACGGCACUUCAUUAUGCAGCUAAGGAAGGUCACGUAAGCACAGUUCAGAUGCUCUUAUCCUUGGGUGCUGACAUCAACGCUAAAGAUGCAAGAAGUCGGUCAGCCCUGCACCUGGCCUGUGCAGGGCAGCACGUGGCUUGUGUCGAGUUUCUCCUGCAGUCUGGGCUGAGAGACUCCGCAGACAUCACGGGCACCCUGGCUCAGCAGCUCGCACGGAGUGCAGACAUCCUCCAUUGCUUCGACCACAGCGUGACGACGUGAGGGUGUUUCUAAAGGAAGACAGUGCAGCGCGUGGUAACUGCCAUCCUGCUGCUUAAGUCGUUACCAGAUUCAGUGAAGUCGGUCAGUAGCCAGUGUUUUCUGCCUUCCUUCACUCUGCCCUCUCCACUCAGUUGAGAAUUCCCAGAGAUUGGGAGGCUGGCUUCCCAGCUGUGUGACUGGCACAGUGUGAGAUCUUGAGCACAAUCGGAAUCUUCCCAUAGGCUGUAUUUCACUUUCCUACCCUUCAGGUGGGAUUAGAUGAUGUCUGUGAGGUCAGUGUCUGGACUCCUUAGAAUAGCAGAUAAUGUGCAUGAAUAUGAUGUGUACAUAUUUUUAUAUGUGUGUAUAUAUAUGAAAUGUUUUAUAAUAAAUAUAUGGCAAGGCAAUGAUAACAUUAAAAGUAGAAGAAACUGCUGUUA